This is a messenger RNA of Hevea brasiliensis (rubber tree), 3039 nucleotides long. RefSeq names its product golgin candidate 6. Gene Ontology annotation, biological process: intracellular protein transport; vesicle fusion with Golgi apparatus; endoplasmic reticulum to Golgi vesicle-mediated transport. Gene Ontology annotation, cellular component: ER to Golgi transport vesicle membrane; endoplasmic reticulum; Golgi stack. The transcript is spliced from 20 exons. The record is from RefSeq and is a predicted model, not a curated record. NCBI's taxonomy places the organism in Eukaryota, Viridiplantae, Streptophyta, Magnoliopsida, Malpighiales, Euphorbiaceae. The coding region runs from base 112 to 2859 and encodes 915 amino acids.
UGGCUUUUCUGGGUCAAAAGCUCGACCCCUCUCUCUCUCUCUCUCUCUCUCUCUCUCUCUCGCUCGCUCUACACGUGAGGUGUUCUGCCGCUAUCAAGCUAACCUAGCAAGAUGGAUUUGGCUUCUCGCUACAAGGGGGUCGUUGGGCUUGUUUUUGGCAAUGACAAUUCUGCUUCAAAUGAAGAUAGCUAUGUUGAACGGUUGCUGGACCGAAUAAGCAAUGGUGUUCUGGCAGAGGACAGGAGGACUGCCAUGGCUGAGCUUCAAUCUAUUGUGGCAGAAAGUAAUGCUGCACAGCUGGCAUUUGGAGCAAUGGGAUUUCCAGUAGUUAUGGGUGUCUUAAAGGAGGAAAGAGAUGACAUUGAAAUGAUUCGAGGUGCCCUAGAAACUCUAGUGAGUGCUCUUACACCUAUCGAUCAUGCAAAAGGGACAAAGAAUGAGGUCCAACCAGCUUUAAUGAAUACUGAUUUGCUUUCUCGAGAGGCAGAAAAUAUUUCCCUGCUUCUAAGCUUAUUGAAAGAAGAGGAUUUCUAUGUACGGUAUUAUACUCUUCAAAUUUUGACUGCCCUUCUCACAAAUUCUCCAAAUAGGUUGCAGGAAGCCAUUCUAACCAUUCCUCGUGGUAUAACUCGGCUGAUGGAUAUGCUUAUGGAUCGAGAGGUUAUAAGAAAUGAGGCCUUAUUGCUUCUUACCUACCUCACUAGAGAAGCUGAGGAGAUCCAAAAAAUUGUGGUCUUUGAGGGUGCAUUUGAGAAGAUUUUUAGCAUUAUCAAAGAGGAAGGAGGUUCAGAAGGCGGUGUUGUUGUGCAGGACUGUCUUGAAUUGUUGAACAAUCUCCUCCGUAAAAAUAAUUCUAAUCAGAUAUUACUAAGGGAGACAAUGGGCUUUGAUCCCUUAAUAUCAAUUUUGAAGCUACGAGGAAAUGCAUACAGUUUUACCCAACAGAAGACAAUCAAUCUACUCAGUGCAUUAGAAACAGUUAAUUUGUUAAUGAUGGGGGGUUCAGAGGCUGAGCCUGGAAAAGACACAAACAAGCUGACCAAUAAAACAGUCCUGGUUCAGAAAAAGGUUUUGGAUUAUCUUCUAAUGCUGGGUGUUGAAAGUCAGUGGGCUCCCAUUGCUGUACGUUGUAAGGCACUGCGAUGUAUUGGUAAUUUGAUUGCUGGACAUCCCAAGAAUCUCGAUGCUCUUGCAACCAAAGUUCUUGGUGAGGAGCCACAAGUAGAACCUGCUUUGAAUUCCAUUCUUCGAAUCAUUUUGCGGACAUCCAGUAUGCAAGAGUUCACGGCAGCUGACCAUGUUUUUAAGAGUUUUUGUGAGACAAAUUCUGAUAGUCAAACUAUGUUAGCGUCUACAUUAAUCCCUCAACCACAUUCAAUGACUAAUGCUCCCAUAGAGGAGGAUGUUAACAUGUCUUUUGGAAGCAUGCUGUUACAUGGUCUGACUUUGAGUGAAAGUGAUGGAGAUCUUGAGACCUGUUGCAGGGCUGCUAGUGUACUUUCUCAUGUGCUUAAGGACAAUAUCCAGUGCAAGGAAAGGGUUCUAAGAAUUGAGCUUGAGUCACCAAUGUCAUCCUUAGGAGCUGCAGAGCCACUAAUGCACCGUAUGGUGAAGUAUUUGGCUCUUGCGUCCAACAUGAAAAACAAAGAUGGAAAAUCAAGUUCAACUGGGAACUCAUAUGUUCAACUAAUUAUUUUGAAAUUGCUGGUCACUUGGAUGGCUGACUGCUCCACUGCAGUUCAGUGCUUCCUGGAUUCACGUCCCCAUCUAACAUAUCUCCUUGAAUUGGUGUCAAAUCCAUCUGCAACUGUGUGCAUAAGGGGCUUGGCAGCAGUUCUUUUGGGAGAGUGUGUUAUUUACAACAAGUCUAGUGAAAGCGGAAAGGACGCUUUGACUGUAGUUGAUGCCAUUAGUCAGAAAGUUGGGCUCGCAUCAUACUUUCUUAAGUUUGAUGAAAUGAUGAAAAGCUUCAUUUUCUCCCCUGCAAAGCCAACAGAGCCUCAUAAACCAUUGACAAGAUCUGCUGCAGCUAGCAUGGAAGAGAUUGAAGAUGUUGAAGAGCAGGAUUCCUCUGAUCAAAAGAAUGAGGAUCAUCCUAUUGUUUCAUCAAUAUUAGAUAGCUCUUUUGUUAACUUUUUCAAGAGGGUGGAGACAGAUAUCAGAGAAACUAUUGCAGAGAUAUACAGUCGUCCAAAAAAUGAGGUGGCAGUUGUGCCUGCUGAAUUGGAUCAGAAGGGUGGAGAAAGUGAUAAAGACUAUAUCAAGCGGCUGAAAUCAUUUGUGGAGAAGCAAUGCUCUGAGAUACAGAAUCUUCUUGGUCGGAAUGCAACUUUGGCAGAGGAACUGGCCAAGAUAGGUGGGAAUGGCUCUUCCCAAACUGAACAAAGGGCAAGUGGGGGCUCAGAAAGAGUCCAAGCAGAGACACUUAGAAGAGAUCUUCAGGAAGCUUCUCAACGGAUAGAGAUGCUUAAAGCAGAUAAGGCCAAAAUUGAAUCUGAGGCAUCCAUGUACCAGAAUUUAGCUGGGAAGAUGGAGUCCGAUCUAAAGAGUCUGUCUGACGCUUACAACAGCCUUGAACAGGCCAACUUCCAUCUAGAAAAAGAGGUGAAAGCUUUGAAGGAUGGUGGAGCAUCAACAGUUCCAGAUAUUGAGGCAAUAAAGGAAGAAGCUAGGGAAGAAGCCCAGAAGGAGAGUGAAGCAGAACUGAACGAUUUGCUAGUGUGCCUAGGGCAAGAACAGAGUAGGGUGGAAAAGCUGACUGCAAGGCUGUUGGAGCUAGGGGAGGACGUAGAUAAACUGCUUGAAGGUAUCGGAGAUGACAUGGGGCUGCCUGAAGAUGGUGAAGAAGAGGAAGACUGAUUAGGCACUUAUUUAUAAUGGUUUGAAGUCAUUGCAUUUUUCUUAUGUUGACUCGGUUUGUACAUUUGUUAGUGAAUUGUACAGUUUACUUCAGUUACUUUCUUGUGAUAGCUUGAAUCUUGAAUCAAAAUGUUCUUGGAUUUAAUUUAUUAUUUCAUGUAGAAUUGCUACGUUGCUACC